UCUCAAUUUGAGCUCCGCAAAACCCAGAAAAAAAACGAGAGAUCAUGUCGAAGGAGAGAGCCAAACGCGGCACACUUCCUCCAGCUCAAGAGCAAAUUGAGAAAUUCGAGAAAGUUGUGGAGGGAGGAAACUACUAUGGAGCUCAGCAGCUCUACAAAUCAAUUAGUGCGAGAUAUAUCGCGGCACAGAGGUUUUCUGAGGCUUUGGAUAUCCUUGAGUCGGGUGCAUGCAUUCAGCUGAAACAUGGGCAGGUUACAUGUGGGGCUGAGUUAGCUUCUUUGUUUGUGGAAACACUUGUGAAAGGGAGAUUCCGUUAUGACGAUGAAACCCUCGUUCGUGUCAGGAAAAUUUAUAAGCAGUUUCCCAAGAUACCGGUGCCACAGCAGCUAGGGGAUUUAGAUGAUGACAUUCAACGACUUUCUGAAACACUUGGGACAGCAAAAACAUGUGUUGAAGGAUGCUCAUCAUUCCUUAAAGCGGCUAUCAAGUGGUCUGCGGAGUUUGGUGCCCCUAGGGCUGGGGCUCCAGAAAUACAUGUUAUGCUAGCUAACUAUAUGUACUUUGAAUCUCCUGAGGCGGACAUGGUUAGAGUCGCACAACAUUUUGUCAGAGGAAACAACCCUCAAGAAUUUGCUUCUACUUUAGUACAUUUUAUGGGCAAGUGCUAUCCAGGGGAAGAUGAUGUGGCCAUUGCAAGGGGAGUUUUAAUGUUUGUGGCUUUAGGUAACCUGAGAGAUGCCAAUGUUCUCAUGGAUGAGAUUAAAAAACAAGUAGAAGCCAAGCAGCUUGAAUUUCCUAAAUCCGACUUGAUGCAGUUCAUUAUUUUUCUUUUGGAAACGAUGCUGAGAGAUGCUUUUCCACUUUUUAAUAUGUUGAGAUCGAAUUUUAAAUCAACCAUAGACAGAGAGCCUACAUUUCACGAGUUGCUAGAUGAAAUUGCAGAGAAGUUUUAUGGAGUAAGGCGCAAAAAUCCGCUACAAGGAAUGGGAAUGUUUGGGGAGAUCUUUAAGAUGAUGGGAGGUGAUUAGUUAUGUUAUGGAAGUUCAAGCUCUUGCAACCUUGGCAGAUCCACCAAGAUACUGUUAUCGCAUGUUUGGAGUAAUUAUAUGUGCUCAACUCUGUAGAACAAUUGUUUCAUAGAAUUCAUGAAGUGUUUGUGAUGCUGUAACAUUAUUGUCUUCAAUAGUCAUUCAGUUUUGUAUGUACCGUUUCAUAAGAAUUUAUAUGAAAUACCUUCUAAACUGUA
Argentina anserina (silverweed cinquefoil) is the source of this 1246-nucleotide messenger RNA. RefSeq names its product protein GET4. Gene Ontology annotation, cellular component: cytosol. Gene Ontology annotation, biological process: protein insertion into ER membrane. The transcript is spliced from 12 exons. The record is from RefSeq and is a predicted model, not a curated record. Gene Ontology annotation, molecular function: protein binding. Bases 45 to 1028 code for a protein of 327 amino acids. Lineage: Eukaryota; Viridiplantae; Streptophyta; Magnoliopsida; Rosales; Rosaceae.